This is a messenger RNA of Podarcis raffonei (Aeolian wall lizard), 1608 nucleotides long. RefSeq lists its product as uncharacterized. The coding region runs from base 149 to 1474 and encodes 441 amino acids. The record is from RefSeq and is a predicted model, not a curated record. Lineage: Eukaryota; Metazoa; Chordata; Lepidosauria; Squamata; Lacertidae. The transcript is spliced from 2 exons.
AACGUGCUUGCUCUGGCGGAUUUUCUGGUUUUUUAUUUGUAGGGUGAAAAGGAGGAGGGAAAUAGACAAUUGGCACUUUCCUGUGUGACCUGAAGACAAAAGCAGGCUCAGCAGUGGAACAGAUGCUGGUGUGGAUCUCAAGCUGGAAAUGAUGUUCCGUUUUCGAAGAAGAACUUUUUUAGCUACAGGGGUAUGUCUGGUGGCUCUUGCCUCUAUACUAACACUUUCCUACUACCGGAUACAGAAAUACUCUUUACUACCCAAACUUGUUACACAGAAAGAAAAAGACCUCUGCAAAGGAUGGGUCACCAAUAACUCAAUCUCUGCUUUGAGUGACAACAGAUCUUUUAUCAUCACUCCAUACUUCGAUGACAGGGUGGAAAAGCAGACUCGGGUGAUUGGGAUUGUACAUCACAAGGAAGUUAAGGACCACUAUUGCUGGUUUUGUUGCCCAGCUGAUGAUGUGGCCUUUAUCUCUAAGGCUUCAAUAGAGUUCCACUUGGAUCGUUUUGGAUUUCCAUAUGUGGUCACAGACUUGAUUUGUUUGGAACCCUCACACUGUGAGCCUCGUUACAUGGCAUUGCAGUCAUCUGGCGAAGGAUCUGACAGUGGCAUGUCACCACGGUUUGAAAUAAAAAAUCGCCAGCGACAAAGGACUCUGGUGGACUUCACAGUGUGCAUCUCCACCAUGUUUGGAGACUAUAACAACAUCCUCCAAUUCGUGCAGAGCAUGGAAAUGUAUAAAUUCCUUGGAGUGCAGAAGGUGGUGAUCUAUAAGAACAGCUGCAGCCAGUUGAUGGAGAAAGUCCUUCAAUUCUAUGUGGUGGAAGGUACUGUGGAGGUGGUGCCCUGGCCAAUCACAUCCUAUCUCAGUGUUUCUAAUGAAUGGCAUUUCACGAAUGAUGGGACCAAAAUUGGCUACUAUGGACAAAUCGCUGCUCUGAAUGACUGUGUCUACCGGAAUAUGUACAGGAGCAGGUACGUUCUGCUGAAUGACAUUGAUGAAAUUAUUCUUCCCGUUCAACAUAUGGAUUGGAAAACCUUGAUGCAAAACCUUGAGAAACAAAAUCCGGAGAUUGGUAUCUUCCUCUUUGAGAACCACAUUUUCCCAAAUAAUGUCUUCACCUCCCCCCCUGUUCAUGUUCCACAUUCUUGGAAUAUGGUACCUGGAGUCAACAUCCUGCAGCAUGUCCUCCGAGAACCAAACAAGAAAGAGAUCAUAAACCCAAGGAAAAUGAUUGUUGAUCCGAGGAAAGUGGUUCAGACAUCUGUUCACUCUGUCCUUCAGGGGAUCGGAGGCAGUGUGGAAGUCCCUGCAGAUGUUGCAAUUGUCUUCCACUGUCGGUCUCCUUUACAACCGGAUUUGCCCAGGGAAUCCCUGAUCAACGACACAAUACUCUGGAGAUAUAGCACAUCACUAAUAGGUAGAGUUAACAAAGUGCUACAGAAGAUACCAUUUGAAGUGGUGAAGUAGUAAACACAGGAAACAUUACUGAUAUUUCCCUUUGGAGGUUCAUCCAAAAAGUAUUUGGGAGCAAGUUGUACAGGAUGAAUUUCCAAUGCAUGUUCAAGAGAGGAGUACCAUGAAUUCAAAAGGAACAUGUUUGU